UUCAGAAACACAAGAGUACUCGCAGGAGAGAGCGAGAGCUUGCUGCAAAGCCAUGGCUGAAAUCGCGGGGAUUCUUGCGAGCGCCGUGGGGAGUCAAAUCGCUGGCAAACUUGGCGAACUAGCCACGGAGGAAGCCACUUUGCAGUGGCAGUUCAAAGAGGAUGUGGAGGACAUGGCGGAGAAGAUGAAAGAUCUGGAGGCCUUGCUACAUGAUGCGGACGAAAGGUCACGCCGAGGAGGAUCAGAUGGCCAAGUCGGACGAUGGCUCACGAAAUUCAAGUCCCUCGCCUAUGACGUUGAAGACGUCCUCGACGAGCUGGACAGUGCUGAUCUCAUCAAGGAGAGCCAAUCCAAGCUUAAGCAAUUCUUCUCCGGUAACAACCAACUUCUCCAGCGGAUGACCAUAGCCCACAAUAUGAAGAACAUAAGAGAGGAAACAGACAAGCUAGAAAAACUGGGACAUACACUCAAUCUUGUGCCUCAUGAAGCACAUGCAGAGAGGAGCAGAAGCAAUGGAUCUUCUGCAGCUAUCACUAAUGAAGGCGUGAAAACUGAAAUGGUAGGUAGGGAUACCGAAAAGGAAAAAAUAAUCAGCUUGCUAUUUAAAAAUGAAGGUAUUGAGGAUAUCUCUAUCAUUCCAAUUGUUGGGCCCGGCGGUCAAGGAAAGACAACAUUAGCUGAAUCAGUUAUUGCCGACAAGAGGGCCGGUGUCUUUGAUAUCCAAGCUUGGGUUCAUGUGUCUAAAGAGUUUGAUCUGCCCAGAAUUGGGAGGGCCAUCAUCAAAAGCAUAAAUAGCAGUGUUAACAUUGACAUUUGUAAUAUGCAUGUUAUACAAGAAAACCUGAUGAAGGAACUUGCUGGUAGAAGAUACUUGAUUGUUCUGGAUGAUCUCUGGGAAGAAGAUGGAAAGAAACUGGUGGAUUUACAGCAGAUGCUACAACAUGGCGGUAGUGGUAGCAGGAUUAUAGUAACCACACGAAACCAAAGAGUGGUGGACAAACUGCACACUGGUUUCCUUGAAAACCAAAGGAAAAUCUGCACCGUAGCUGAGUCUGACCAAAUCAAAUUGGGCAUUUUAUCACGUGAUGUCUGCUGGAAGAUGAUGAAGCAAAGAGCAGUUGGUCCUGAUGAUGACCAAACUGGCCUAGAAAAAAUUGGUAUGCAAAUUGUAGACAAGUGCGGGGGUUUACCACUCGUGGUAAAUGCUCUUGGACAAGUAAUGUCGGAGAUACGGACAGUCAAGGCAUGGGAAGAUAUCAGAGACACCAAGAUCUAUUUAGGUCCAACAGAUCAAAAGGACACAUUAGAGUGCCUCAUGCUGAGCUAUUACCAUAUGAAGUUGGACUUCAAGAUGUGUUUCACAUAUUUGGCUGUGUUCCCCAAGGGCUACAUUAUGAACAGCGGUCAUCUAAUUCAGCAGUGGAAAGCUCUUGGAUAUAUUCAUGGAACUAAAGAUGGUCAAAGGUGCAUCAACUAUCUUCUUGGGAUGUCCUUUCUUCACAUUUCAGGGUCAUCUUUGGUUCGUCAUCUCAAUGACAUGGCUUCACAGGAUCUCAGCAUGCAUGAUUUGGUUCAUGAUCUUGCAUCACUAAUUAUUGCCAAUGAAUCCCUUGUUCUGGAUUGUACUGACAAAAGGAAGUGGAAAAAAACACGUUAUUGCCGACAUGCACAGUUGAUCAACUGCAAGAAUAAAUGCAAGGUUUUUAAAGAUCUGCCGAGCAAGAUUAGGUCACUGCAUUUUAGGGAUUCAGGAAACGUGCAGCUCAAGGCAAAAGCAUUUUCUCAGUCCAAGUAUAUACGUGUCUUGGAUUUAAGUGGAUGUUCAGUUGAAGGGCAACCUACUCCGAGCAGCAUAGUGUUGCCAACUUCAAUUCAGCAACUAAAGCUACUUAGGUACCUUGACGUCACAGGCUUGCCAAUUACAUCACUUCCAAACACUUUCCAUACACUUCGAAAUAUGCAAACUCUGAUUCUGUCCAAUUGCUCACUUGAAACCUUGCCCGAAAAUAUUUCAAGAUUCAAGAAACUUUGCUAUUUGGACCUAUCUAGCAAUAUAAACCUUAAAAAGCUCCCAACAUCAUUGGGGGAACUUUCCGACCUCUCCUUCCUUAACAUAUCAGGGUGCUUCCUACUCCAAGAGUUGCCUGAAUCAAUAUGUGAGCUUGCAAAUUUGUGGCACCUAGACAUGUCGAAGUGUUGUGCUCUUGAAAAACUCCCUGAUAAAUUUGGUAGCCUCCAUAAGCUCAUAUUCCUAAACCUAUCUUAUUGCUGCAAGCUAACCAAACUACCUACUAAUGUUAGCCUCGAGUCUUUAGAGCAUAUGAACCUAUCAAGUUGCCAUGAGCUAGAAAACUUGCCAGAAGUUUUCGGGAAUCUUUCAAAGCUUUGCUACUUGAAUCUAUCUGGUUGCUACAAGAUUGGCAUGCUGCCAGAAUCAUUCUGCCAGCUUGAGUAUUUGAAAGACUUAGAUGUUUCAGAUUGCCAUAACCUUACGGAACUUCCUAGUUGUUUUGGUAACCUUUCUGAGCUUGAGUCUUUGAACCUAACAAGUUGUCCGAAGCUACAACGGUUGCCCGAGUCAUUUCAUAAGCUAAUUAAACUGAAGCAUCUCAACUUGUCACAUUGUACAAGCCUCAAAAGGCUACCCUCUCUGUUUGCUGACCUUAACCUUCAAAUAUUGGACAUCAGUUGUGCUGCCCUGGAAGAUUUGCCAGAUAGCAUUUGUUAUAUGACUAGUCUCACCCAACUUCUGGUCAUGUCCGGACAUCCUAAGGUGGUUGAAAAAGCUAAAGCCGUUAGGAAGAGUCUAAAUUUUCCAGGCAUUGUUUUACACACUGUACAUGAGAUGGACAGCGAAAGAUUUAGCAGUAUUCUCGACCUUGCUCAGUUGACUUGCAAUGAGUUAUCAAUCCUUCAUCUUGAGAAUGUCAAACAUCCAGAUGAUGGAAAAAGAGCUAACCUGCGUGACAAAUCGGAACUUCAACUGCUAGGUCUUAGCUGGGAUCUCAAAGGCCAUGACCUACCAGAGAUGGAGAAUGAUGCACAGGAGGGGAAGUGUGUUCUAGAGAGCCUUGUACCACCUCGGACACUUGAAAACUUCGUGUUAGAUGGGUAUAUGAGCAAGGAAUUCCCUAACUGGAUGUCUCACAUCUCGUACUACCUUCCUUCUCUUACCUACCUCAGUCUUUCUGAUCUAGGAACAUGUGAGAAUCUUCCUCCAUUUGGGCAACUGCCGAAUUUAAGAAGCAUAUGUAUGCAUAACAUUCCAAACAUCAAGAAAAUCGGCCAUGAAUUCUAUGGCGAGGGUGGAACUUGCAGGAAAUUAAGAGAGAUAAAGUUGGAGUCGAUGGAGAAUUUGGAAGAAUGGUGGACAACAACGUCAGGUGAAGAAAGUGAAAAUUUCUGUAUUCCUGAUAUACUAAAGUUGCAACUAAAGGACUGUCCAAAGUUGAAAUUCCUUCCUUAUCCCCCAAGAAGUAUGAGAUGGCUAUUGGAUAAUAGUGACGAGGUGUUGCCCGAACAUGGAUUUGGGAGCCUUUCGUCUGCUAUUUUUCCUUUUGCCAUGAAGAUAGAGAACUGCAAUUUCUCUCCAGCCGAGUGGGAUAGACUUCAGCAUCUUUCCACCCUUGUGUGGCUUCAAGUUUCCUCCUGCCGUGUCUCAAGGGGCUUGACGGAUGUCAUCGGCUGCUUCUCUUCUCUAAGAGGGUUAAAAUUGAGUUUCUUAAAGGACCUAGAGACAUUGCCAGAGUGGUUGGGGCACUUCAAAUCUCUAGAAGUUGUUCACAUUCACGACUGUUGCAAAGUAACAUUUUUGCCUGAAACUAUGAAGAACCUCACCACUCUCAAACACCUGAUUUUGGGAACCUGCCAAGUCCUAAAUGCAUUACCAGAAUGGUUAGGCCACCUGACUUCCCUAGAAACAAUCAUCAUCGCUGAGUGCGGCAGUCUGGCAACAUGUUUGCCUGAAAGUAUGAAGAACCUCAUUGCUCUAAAAAAACUCAUGUUGUCUGGUUGCAAAGAAGUAGAAAUAUUGCCAGAAUGGUUGGGACAGCUCCUUUCCCUACGAGAGAUCUACUUCUCUCGCAACCCCAAGGUUACAUCUUUGCCUGAGAGCAUACAGAACCUCACCGCCUUGAUGGAGCUGCGAAUUAGGAACUGUCCAAGACUGAUUAGCAGGUGCCAAGGUGAGGAUGCCUACAAGAUUUCUCACAUCCCAACAGUGAUACUGGAUAACAAGAGAUAUAUGGGCGGCAUUGGAGAGCGUAGCUUUGGAGAGCAUAGCUUUGGCUUGUCUUGCCUUAUAAGCCCAAGUCGUCCCCUGAACAGCUUCGUUCUCGACCGCUUUGCCCAUCAGGCAUCUUAAGUCUUAACCAGGGUAGAGAUUUUGAUGACUAAUGUUGGUCCCGCCGUGGGAAGGCAGCCAAAGUACCAACGGCACCACCGAGCCGCCGUCGCCGUCCCCAACGCCUGCGUGGGCAUCCUACUGCGAUCGGGCGGCCCUUCCCGGACCUUGAAGCUGCCACUGGCAUACAGUAUCACCAGGGAAGGAAUAUUCCGAUGACCUCCGUGGAGCUGGUGGUGCCGGGGCCAAAACCGUUAGAGCUGUGCUGCAGGGGAGGGUUCCCGAUCGACAGCCGGUGAGCUUCGACCUGUCGCGCACGAACUUGGAGCUGGCGCCAUGGGGAACUGGACGCUGUUCGACGACAACUAAAUGUGCAGGUGGACAGGGCUUUGUGCGUGGGGAUCAUGCCAAUGGGGCCCGCCGGGCCGGCGGCGGUGAUCGGCGCGAAGCAGCUGGAGAACAACCUGCUGGUGUUCGACAAGGACAAGCAAAGGCUCGGGUUCAACAUGAUGCUGGGCUUGGCCUUGUCCAGUUGUACAAGCUCCAGGUUCUUCAGAAACUAGACAACACAACUCAGCAGGCGGCUCCAUAUCCAAGGCAGGCGUUGUACCGCUAUGCAGUGCACAGUAGAAUACGUUCUUGUGAGCGUCUCAAUAAAAACCUACUCUUGUAUCCAAACUCUCGUUCAGAAAAAUGUUAGAAUUAUGUCGAAUAUUUAUACAAGUUAGAUUACAAUUGGACUUGGAUUUAAACUAUGUAUAGACAGGAUUGAAAUCAGGAUACCUGUAUCCCUAGACCUCUUAUAUAAGGAAGUAGACACACGAUGUAACAUAUGCUAACAUAAUAGCACACACAUAGCGGGAGCCGGCGGCAUGUGCCUGCGCCCGAGCAGCCGAGGUGUGGUAUUGUUAUGGUGUCACGGAGAGGAGCACCCAUA
This is a messenger RNA of Hordeum vulgare subsp. vulgare (domesticated barley), 5279 nucleotides long. RefSeq names its product putative disease resistance protein RGA3. Bases 53 to 4363 code for a protein of 1436 amino acids. Lineage: Eukaryota; Viridiplantae; Streptophyta; Magnoliopsida; Poales; Poaceae. Gene Ontology annotation, molecular function: ADP binding; protein binding. The record is from RefSeq and is a predicted model, not a curated record. The transcript has 5 exons. Gene Ontology annotation, biological process: defense response to fungus.